Molecule: messenger RNA, 700 nt
Organism: Naegleria gruberi
Lineage: Eukaryota; Heterolobosea; Eutetramitea; Acrasida; Naegleriidae
Exons: 1
Coding region: 36-680 (214 amino acids)
Source: RefSeq, a predicted model, not a curated record
CAACCAAUCCUAUAGCCGAGCUAUUGCUAAUCAUCAUGUCCGUAACAACUCUCCCUGUAAAUAAUAACACUACCACCACUAACUCAACAACAACCUUCUCUAAGAAUCAACUCAUUGCUCAAGAAGAAGCAGAGUGGACAAAGAAGAAGGAUCGUUUUCUAACUUGUAAAGAAGCACUGAAUAGAAUCAUGUGGGAUUCUGAUUUAAAUGAUGCCUAUCUUCACUUGUCAAUGAUUUACAAAGACAGAUUUGAAGGUGACACUUUUAUUUCAUAUGAAGAAUUCUUAAAUAGUGAUUUGGCAGAAGAACUUCCACAGCACAGAAUUCAACAAUUGAUCUACAGAGAUGAAUACGUAUUCUGGGAUAAGAAUAACAGAAUUGAUUUGUUAUCAAAUGGUCAAUUAAGAGAAUUGAUUUUGAAAUUCCAAAGAGAAGAAGAGGAAAGAAUUGCUAGAGAACAAGCUGAAUUCACAACUGUUUUGCAACCAACUCCAACUCCUGAAACCUCAACAAGUUCAAAAAAGAAGAACAAGAAGAAUAAGAAAAUCAUGAAGGAAUUUGUUAGAAAUCAAGAAACAGUUCAACAAUAUAAUUCUUCAUCUUCAUCUGAGGAAGAAGAUGAUUAUGAUCAAUAUAUGGAAGAAUAUGAUGAACAAUAUUCAAGAUAUUUGAAUCAUUAAAUGAAAAAUAAUUAUUUUGU